Messenger RNA from Psilocybe cubensis, 1821 nucleotides. RefSeq lists its product as uncharacterized. The record is from RefSeq and is a predicted model, not a curated record. Gene Ontology annotation, cellular component: plasma membrane; cytoplasm. The coding region runs from base 1 to 1821 and encodes 606 amino acids. The transcript has 5 exons. NCBI's taxonomy places the organism in Eukaryota, Fungi, Basidiomycota, Agaricomycetes, Agaricales, Agrocybaceae.
AUGACUGCUUUGCAGCUCGACUCCGAAGAAUCUUCAAACAUGGUCCCUGGAAUCAAGCAUAGAUGCCUUCGAAGGAGAUCUUUGCGGAUUUACGAGUUGUUGGAUCCAAAGAGACCUGUGGAUGUCCUUUCGUUUGAUGUCGGCCAGAUCAGGGCCAUCGUUGAGAUGGAUGGGAGAAUCCGAGAAGGCAAACACACCACAUCCAUUCCCGCUGGCUACUCAGAAUUCGCUGCUCGAUUCAACGAAUACACUACUGGCCCAGAGCGAUUCGCAACUUUAUCGUAUGCGCAUGGAAAGCUAGAAACAUACACCCCCGGGAUCCCCGUUGUUUGGGAGCAGUUCUUGAUAGAUGAUUCUCUCGUGGGUUGGAACUCAGAAUCAUCUUCAUCUGUGCGAGAACCGACUGCCCUGUUAUCUCAACUUCCUGGAUCUUUUCAUCAUACCCAACAACCCUUGGUAUCUCAAUUAUCGGAUGUGGGGAAAAUAGAGUUUCCUCAGUUACAAGCUCUGUCUGCUUACAUGAAGGGUGCAUUAGAAACCACAGAUCAACUUGCGCAUUUCUGGAUCAAAAGGUCAGGCGCCAUUGAGCACGAUUAUGCUUCGCGAUUAGCCACACUGGCUGAACGGACUAUGGGUGAAAAGGAACCGUCAGAAUUUCGCGAUGCUAUUGAUGGUUUUAGGGUGGAGGCUGCAAGACAGGCGAUGAACCACCACACAUUGGCCAUGCAAAUUGCACUGGAACUAGAAGCUCGAUGUCUAAAUCUCCGAUUCGACCAGAUCUUACAUUGGCGCGAGGUGUAUGAACCAGGCGUGAAAAAACUGGAGGAAAUGUUGCUUCAGGGGCGCAAACCUCAGACAGGAAUUUCUGCAGAAUGGAAAAGGCAGUACAGGAACGUCCGUCAUUCCUUGGAUCUGACCAGGCUCCAGUCGAUGAAAAACAGCAUCCAAUCUCCAUUCCGUUUGGUCACUGUUUCCGACUUUAGCCCAAAGCCUGAAAGCCAACCUGUUCAGGAGCUACGAGGCCACGGAAGAGAAUGGGAGGCAUUGCUUAGUUCUUGUCGGAAGAUGGAGGUGAACAGGUCGCAGUUCAUGAAGGAUCUUCUCUCAUCUUUCACCGAUAUGUUGGGAUCAGUGCGAGGUUCCCAGGAUGAGUCGCACACAAUGAUUAUUCGUUCUUUCGACCUAUUCAGACCCAAAGAAGUUGUAGAAGAAUUUCAUAAAAACUUCUCAGCUGCAGGAGAAAAUCAUAGUUCACAGAACUUUAGCAAAGACAAUGGAGCCAAAAUUCCUGUGCAAGAAUAUUCUUUGAGUCCAUCAAAUGUGAUGUCUCCGAGACCAUUACCACCACCUCCCACCUUGAUCGCACCUCCUUCUAAUCGCAAGUUUAUUUUAGUUUACUUGCUUUGUGAACCAAUUCUAAUUCCCAUCUCUUCAGUGAAAAAUAAAGGCAAAGAAAAGGAAACGCAGUUCGAAAUCCAUGAUAAUGCAUCGUCGAACGCCAACCCGUGGCCAGGUCAGACUCACACCAUCCAUGACAAGAAACCUGGAAUGAGGGUCCACAAUCAGACGCAAGUUCAGAAGGAUAUGAUUUCACCUGGACCUAAACACACGAGCAUUGCCAAUGUUCCGACAACCUUACCCUUGCUAUCUAUAUCGCGGUCGACCAGUUUAACGGGAAACAGAACAGUUAGGCGCAUGCCAUUGCCACCCCACAGGCGGGAAGACCAUCAACAGCUUCACCCAUUGGUGACAGCACCUGUGUACACAGCCCAAGCAACACGGCCUAAAUUGCCAAAACUCAAUACACAGUUCGACUCUUGA